UGAUUUUGAAUAUUUUUAUUUAUUUUAGAUAUAUUAACUCCACACAAAACAAGAAUAGAAUAGAUAUUAACUAUAAACUAUUAAUUUUCUAAAAUAUUAAUAUUUAUUAUACAGUUUUGUAUUGAAUUUAAAUAAAAUAUGUUAAAUUUUUCGUAUUGGAUUCUAUAUAUUGCAUGUGCGUCGUUUGUGGACCCAAGUUAUUGUUUAAGUAACAAAACCAAAUUGAUUCUGACCUGGAUACCUUUUUACGGGGAUACCACAUUUUUGUUUGGGGAUGGAAGUCCUGAACAUUUCAGGUCAGCAGGAUGUCCUUACUUUGAUUGUAAAAUAACUGGCAAUAAAUCUGAAUUUCCUCUAGAAACAUUUGAUGCGUUACUUUUCCAUGCUGCCGAGAGUCAUCCUAGAUUUGGGACACCAAAUAUAAGGCUUCCAAACCAACUGUACGUUUUUGUUUGCUUCGAAUCAUCCCAGAACACACUUAUUGCAGAAAGCAAACGACACUUUUACAAUGUAACUAUGACCUACAGAUUAGAUUCGGAUAUUGCAUGGACUAAUUUCAGAAUGUACACUAAAACUGGUACUUUAAUGGCUCCAAAAUCUAACCCAAAAUGGAAGCUAAGGGAACCAGAAAGCGAAUUUCUUCUUCCUGAAAGUAUUUCAGUGGCUAUUGAGACUAAAAAAUACAUGGCAGCUUGGUUUGUUUCGCACUGCAAUACAGUAAGUCGACGAGAAUAUUUUGUGAAAAAACUAAUCGCAUUAGGUAUUGAUGUUCAUGUUUACGGACGAUGUGGUAAUCUGAACUGUUCUCGAGCAGACGGCUUGGAAAUCGCAAGUCAAUACUACUUUUAUCUAGCAUUCGAGAAUUCCCUAUGUGAAGAUUAUUUAACUGAGAAAACUUGGAGGGCAUUAAAAAGUGGAACCGUGCCAGUGGUUCUCAGUGGUGCAAACUUGACGAGGUUUUUACCGCCAAACUCUUACAUCGAUGCUCGGAAGUUAGGGCCUGAGAGAGUGGCUGAAGAAAUGAAACGUCUUAUAUCGGAUAGAGCGUUGUAUGAAAAUAAAUUUCGGUGGCACCAAGAUUAUGAAACACUUGAGGGGCAAUCCGAAGGACAGGGUUGGAAAAUGGGUGAACAUCCUUUCUGUAAACUAUGUGAAGCGCUCCAUACAGACAGUUUUAAGAAAAGUAAAGCAUUUGACGUGAUCAAAUGGUGGGAAUCGUCUCAAUCUGGUGAUGGUAAAUCUUGUAUUUUAAAAGCUCCUCUUGAUUGGUUUAGUAAUAAUUUCAGAUAUGGCUGGAAAUAGUAGCUUAUGAAAUACAAGUAUAUAGGUAAUUGAUAAUUAUUAUACGAUUGAAAAAUUA
Plutella xylostella (diamondback moth) is the source of this 1360-nucleotide messenger RNA. RefSeq names its product alpha-(1,3)-fucosyltransferase C. Lineage: Eukaryota; Metazoa; Arthropoda; Insecta; Lepidoptera; Plutellidae. Gene Ontology annotation, cellular component: membrane. The record is from RefSeq and is a predicted model, not a curated record. Gene Ontology annotation, molecular function: fucosyltransferase activity.